Messenger RNA from Trichoderma reesei QM6a, 6117 nucleotides. RefSeq lists its product as hypothetical. Gene Ontology annotation, cellular component: nuclear pore. The record is from RefSeq and is a predicted model, not a curated record. The transcript is spliced from 3 exons. Gene Ontology annotation, biological process: protein import into nucleus; mRNA export from nucleus. The coding region runs from base 1 to 6117 and encodes 2038 amino acids. Gene Ontology annotation, molecular function: structural constituent of nuclear pore. Lineage: Eukaryota; Fungi; Ascomycota; Sordariomycetes; Hypocreales; Hypocreaceae.
AUGGCGGCGGCCGAUGUCGACGUCGGUUACAUCGCGGGCCACCUGGGCCUCGACCAGCCUGUGGUGGCGGCUCUGACGACGCAGCCUACAGUCGAUCUUGUCGCUACUCUGCUCAAGGCCGUAGCUGCCAAGGCACACGAGUUCGAGACGCUGUAUGCCGAGAAGCUGCAGACCGAUAUUGAAUUGGAGAAUGCCGUUCGAAACUCCGAGACCAAGUCCCAGACCUUCAAGGCUACCGCCGAAAAGGCCCUCAAAGAGGUGGAGGAAGCCCGACAGCGCCUCAAAGAGGAGGAAACGAAACGGCAGUCACUGGAGAACGAGCUCCAAAGUCUCAAGGCCAAGUAUUCCGAUUACGAUGCCGACGUCAAGGCUCUUAACGACAAGAUCGAGACCCUACAGUCCUCGAACCGAACAAACCUCAGCAUUAUUGAAUCCCAUAACAAACGCGACCAGACCUUGACCGAGGAGCUUACCAAGCAGCAUCAGCGAAAUGUCGAGCUCGCCAGAGAGGUUACGACCCUGCAGCAGUCGGAGCAGAACGCCAAGGGGCAACUCAACAGCGCCAAAUUCCGACAGGAGGCACUCCAGCAGCAGCUUGAUCUGGCUCGUCAAAAUGCCGAGUGGCUCGAGGCCGAGCUCAAGACCAAGAGCGACGAAGCCCUCAAAUACCGGAAAGAAAAGGGCGCCAAGAUUGCCGAACUUCAGAGACAAAACGAAGAUGCCAAGGCUCAGAUUGAUUCUCUGAAGCGUUCUGAGCAGCAGUUGCGCGAACGCCUGGAUGCUAUGCAAUCCAAGGCAGACGAUGCCCUUGUCAAGUUGCAGAAGCAGGAGGGCUCCUUUGCAGCGACCGUAGAGAGCUACAAGCAGGAACUGGAAGACCAGAGACGGCUUGUUGAGAUGUCUGAGCAACUAAGCAAGAAACAUCAGGAACGCGUACGGGAGUUGGAGUCCGAGAAGGAGCGUCUCAAAGACAGCUACGAGAACGAACUUCGCCGCGUGCGUCUGGAGCUCGAAUCCGAACGUCGCGUCACCACCGAGAUGGAAGAGCGGAUUCGACGGCUGGAGGGCGAGCUGGACGAAGCACACGUCCGCAUAGAGCACGCUGCUCCUGCAUCAUCUGCACCACAGACUCCCCGAUUGAAUGGCUCAACCUUCGGCCGGGCCAACUCCCCCUUUGGAACGCCUGGUUCUGCGCGAAACAAGUCGACCAUCACCGCCACGCAGGCAAUUGAGCAGCUUUACCAGGUCAAGGGCCAGCUUGCCAGCGAGAAACGGCGGAACCAGCAGCUUGCCGAAGAGCUCGAUGGCAUGAUCGCCGCCUUGGAAGCCAAAACACCAGAGAUCCAGGAGCUUCAGUCCGAGGCCGAAACUCUCCGGAACGAGAUCGCUCACAUGUCUGAACUGUCGCAGCAGAGCUUCGAAGAGCGCGACGCGGCACGAAAGGCAGCCAGGAAAGCCGAAAGCGCUCUCGCUACAGCCCAAUCCGAGAGCAAGAUCUUACGCACACAGCUGCGAGACUUGGGCACUCAGAUCCAGAUGCUCGUCUUCAACAUCUAUGCACUGGAAAAGGGCGUCGACCAGUUGACUGAGGAAGAAAAGUAUCGCCUGCAGCAGCUCGAGAAGGGCGAAAUCACCGAGGAGGCUCUGUCUGAUAUGUCUGAUACUCACCAGUUUAUCACCCAGAAGUUGGUGGUUUUCAAGGACAUCAAGGCGCUACAGGCCAAGAACGAGGAUCUCCUGCGCAUCACGCGUGAACUCGCCGAGCAGAUGGAGAGUGAGGAGGCGUUGGCAGCGAAGCACCAGGCCAAGGAGGAUCACGACAUGGUUGAGAAGCUCCAGCAGGAUCUCACCCAUAUGAUGGAGGAGAUCAAAUCCGCAAAGAUCACUAUGGAGAGCUACAAGAUGGAGCGCGACAUGUUCCGGCGUCUUCUUCAGCAACGCGGCGCGGGCGAGGAUCCAUCUUCCUUUAUGCGCCACUCUCUCGAUGGCCGACUACCCAUGGCCAGCAUAGAGUCUGCAGAGCAGACGGAGACUCUGACGGAAGCCCUGCGCAAGAUACAGGCGGAAUACGACAGCUUCAGAGACGCCCAGGACGGUGUGCGGAGGGAUUUCAGACAGCAAAUCGAUCACCUAACUGCGGAGAAGAACGCGCUUCAGACCGCAAACAUUAAGCUACAGGGCGAGGUCAGGCUGGAAGCCGAACGAAGAGAGAUGCUGCAGAGCAACUAUCAGGCACUCCAGAACGAAAACAGCGAGCUCCAAAAGAGGACACAGAUUCUUUCCGAGACGGCUGCCAAGCAAGACAUUAGGACUCAGCAAGUCGCAGAAGAGCUCAUCGAGGUCAAGGGCCUCUUGGACAGCAUGCGCAACGAGACGGCCAACCUCAAGGCGGAAAAGAAGCUCUGGAAGGACAUUCAAGAGCGCAUGAGCAAGGACAACGACACAUUGAUCGAAGAGAAGAACAGACUGGGCAACCUCUUGACGGCCCAGCAGUCGCUGGAAAACGAACGCAACAUUACCGAGUCCGAGAACCGCCGCAAAGCUCAAGCCAAGAUCGAGGCUUUGGAGCUUGAGCUCGGCACGGUGCAGAAGAAACUCUCUCAGGCCAUAGAAGAUACUCAGCAUCUCCAGCAGCGGAAGGAGUUUGAAGCCAAGGAAUCCCAGAAGAGGAUUGACGAUCUCAUGGCCAGCUUGAGUCAACUCCGAGAGGAGCACGUCAGCGUCAAGACGUCCCGUGAUCAUCUCCAAGCCCGUGUGGACGAGCUGACCGUGGAGUUGAGAAGCGCCGAGGAGCGUGCCGGACGCCUGCAGCCCCGUCCUACGCCCCGACCGGGUCUCGUGACAGACAACAACGUGCGCCAGCAGGAGCUCGAGGCUGAGGUCCAGGAUCUCAAUAACGACAUCUCAGAUCUCAAGCGGGAUCUCGAUAUGGCCAACACACAGUUGGAAAAUGCAAAGGCCCAGGCCGAGCAAUACAAGGAGCUGAGCCAGAGCAAUGAAGAAGCAUUGGAAGACUUGCGGGCUUCACAGGAGCAGUAUCGCCAGGAGAUUGAGGUUCUCAUUCAGGAGAAGGACGCGAAGAUCAAGGAGCUGGGUCAGCAGAUUGAAGACUUGUCUGCUGAACUGUCACGGUCGAAUACCGAACUCUCUACGAUCCGGGAUUCGCAAGGGGAGAUUGCACGCAAGUACGAAGACGAGAAGGCGAUUCUGGAGGAGGAGAUCAAGCGGCUCAAGGAAGAGAGCAACCGCCACAUUGAGGCUGCUCGGUACCAUCAGCAGGAUCUUCGUGCGCAAGCUGAGAUUGCCUCAAAAGCUCAGCAGGACUACGAAAAGGAGCUUGUCAAGCAUGCCGAAGCUGCCAAGCUGGUGCAGGAAUUACGCCACGAGUACAAUGAGCUCAAGCGUGAGUCAGCAUCGCUGCGCGCCGAAGCGGAAUCUGCCAAGGUCGCGCUCGCUCAAAGUGAGAGCUCGUGGGAAGACCGACGACAGCAGCUUGAGCAGGAGAUGGCCGAACUCAAGCAAAGACGCGAGGAUGCCAACGCUCAGAACAAGCUGUUACAUCAGCAAUUGGAGAGCUUGACCGCCCAGAUCGCAGCUAUGCAGCAAAACCGCAACAAGAUUGCUGACGCAGACGAAGCCAUGUCCUCUGUGGGAGUGACCGAUGCCAUUGAGGGCAUGCGAGAGCUGAAUGGAUACCUGCGUCGCGAAAAGGAGAUUCUGGAGGUUCAAUACGACAUGAAGACGAACGAAGCGAAGCGUUUGCAGCAACAAGUCGAAUACCUGCAGUCGCAGCUGGACGAGACACGUUUGAAGCUCGAUCAGGAGCGUCAGGCUUCUCAGAGCGGCAACACUUCAAUGGCCCAUAAGGAUCUUAUGGAGAAGUUGCAUGAGCUCAACCUCUAUCGCGAAAGCAGCAUGGCCCUUCGUACUGAGAACAACCAGCUCAAGGAUCAAAUUACUGAGAAGAACAAGAAGAUUGACGAGAUGACGCAGAAGAUCCAGCCGCUUGAGGCUGAGAUUGACAACCUCAAGACGCAAAAGUCAUUCUUGGAAGAGGAGAUCAAGCAGAUCCAGGAAGAUCGCGAUCGCUGGCAGAAGAGGACCGAGGGCAUCUUGACGAAGUAUGGUCGCGUUGACCCGGCCGAGAUGGAGCAGCUGAAGCAGACGAUCGCCGACCUCCAAGCGGAGCGGGAUGCUCUCAAGGCAGGCGAACAGCCGCUACAGGCGAAGGUUGCCGAACUCGAGUCAAUCCUAGAGACGGAACGGGCCAACUGGUCGAAUACCCGAGCCAAACUGACCGAGCAGUUCAAGGACCGAUCUCGAAAACUCACUGGCGAGAGGAACGAAGCUAGUCAGCGGGCUAACAGCCUGCAAGAGCAGCUCGACAAGGUGAAUGGCGUCCUUGCUGGGACGCAGAAGCAAGUGGAGCAGUUCGGCGAGGAGAAGACAGAGCUGUUGCGGCAAGUGCAAAGCUUCCAGCAGCAGGUUGAGGAGCUUCGCCGACACUCUCAGCAAACGCAACCUUUGGCCGCACACUCAGCCGCCCAGCAGUCGCACUCUGACGCCUCUGCAUCAGCAGAAGUUGUUGCUGCCCUCGAGGAGCGUCUCGCCAAUGCCCAAAAAGAGCUGGAAGCCGUCAACGCCCAGAAGCUGGGAGCCGAGCAGCAGCUGGAGAGGCUCCGGAGCGAGCUACAGACUGCUACUUCAGAGCGUGAUAGCGCGUUGCAGAAGCUUCAAGAAGCCACUGCUGCAGGACAGCCUUCUUCCGCUGGUGCCACAUCUGCUGCAGCCCCCGAGGUCGGAGAGGGUCAACCUGCUGCCAAUGGCCUAUCCAAUGCUGAGAGGAAAGCCCUGGAGGACAGGGUUGCUGCAGCCGAGGCCAAGGCGGCCGAAUUCGAAAAGAAGGCCAAUGAAGUUGAGGCCAAGAUUCAGCAAACGAUCAAGGAGCGGUCCGAUAGGAUGAAGGACACGUUGAACAACAAACUCAAGGAAAGCCGCGCCAAGCUGGAAGAGGAGUUCAAGAGGAAGGACGAGGACCUCAAGCUCCGAUUCGAGCAGGAGAAGUUGAUCUGGCAAGCCGAGAAUGGCCCCAAGACUGCUUCCACGAAGGAAGCCCCCGCUGCCGAGCAGCAGCCACGCACGCCAGCCAAGGCCGAGGAACCGUCAACGCCGGCCGCUACAACUUCUGGCGGGCCUCCCGACCUCUCCCAGCUCGACGACUCAGCCAUUCGACAGUUCUUGUCGACCAACGCGACGGUCAAGAACAUCAUCGCCGCCAACGUCCGUAAGAAGAUGGAUGCAGAGAGUGCCAAGAUCAAGUCAGAGUACGAAAGCAAAAUCACGGCAGCACGCGAGCAAGCGCAGCUCAUGGAAUCGAAGAAGUCUACACUACGCAUCAAUAUGGCGGAGAACAAGCUUAGGACUGCAACCGCGAAAUUGGGCGUGGUUGAGACGGCGGCAAAGGAGACGCCGCAAAAGCCAGUGGUGGAGGUCUGGGAGAUUGCCAAGUCGACUCAAGCCCCUCCUCCUCCUCCAGCAGCAACAGCAGCGAAGCCGCCGGCCCCAGCCUCGACUGCUGGAACGCCAGCAAAGCCGCCAACGACUGGCACCAUCCCAUCGAACCCACAGGCUGUUCCUCCAGCUGCAGCUCCGGCUGCCCAACCUGUCGCCAACGGCCCCGGGUCUGCGGUUGCUCCAGCACAGGCUGCUACCCAACCUCCCUCAGAGCCCAAGGCUGCAGACACAGCUGCGCCGACUGCCAGCGGCAUCCCGCCCCCCCAAGUUACGAACCCGUUCGCGUUGCCGCAGCCGCCGAACCUACCACAGCUGCCACCGCAGCCCCAGCAGCAGGGCCAGAUGCCAGUCAGAUCGGGGAUCCCAAUGCCUCGUGGCGGCGGUCGUGGACGGGGCGGAGCAUACGUGCCUCCUAGCCAACGUGGAGCAGGCGGCAAUGAAGGUGGACAGGGCCAUGCUGGCCGUGGCGGACGCGGAGGUGCCCGUGGAGGCCGCGGAGGCAUGAAUGCUUCGGCCGCCGAGUUUCAACCCGGAGCGAAGCGACCAAGAGGCGACUCGGAAGCCGCCGGUGCUGGAGCCAAAAGGGCCAGAGGAGCUCACUAA